Drosophila willistoni is the source of this 953-nucleotide messenger RNA. Its product is annotated as calcyclin-binding protein. Gene Ontology annotation, molecular function: ubiquitin protein ligase binding; tubulin binding; S100 protein binding. Gene Ontology annotation, cellular component: nucleus. The transcript is spliced from 3 exons. NCBI's taxonomy places the organism in Eukaryota, Metazoa, Arthropoda, Insecta, Diptera, Drosophilidae. The record is from RefSeq and is a predicted model, not a curated record. Gene Ontology annotation, biological process: heart development. Bases 85 to 783 code for a protein of 232 amino acids.
CCAUCCCUAAGGCGCCGGCGUCAGAAGCAUAAAAAAGAAAUAAACUGCUCGAAAUUUCUAUAUAAAACUUAAUUGUUGCUAAAUAUGUCCGUAGAAGAGCUUAAAUCCAUUGAGGCUGAAUUUGCUGCACUGCUGGAACAGGCGAAAAGUGCGCGUGUUAAAGGCGUUCUCACCCAGGCCAAAGCAGAGGUAGAACGUGAAAUUGUCAAUUUAGAGAUUAAGGCUCGUCUGGCCGCUGAGCGUCAAGCAGGUGGCUCUACUCAACAAGCCAAGAGAUAUCUACACGAGCUCACCGACUAUGGCUGGGAUCAGAGUCCCAAAUUUGUAAAACUUUUCAUCACAUUAAAUGGCGUUCAAAACUGCACCGAAGACGCCGUCACUGUCAACUACACUCCUUCAUCAUUGCAACUCUACGUAAGGGACUUAAAUGGUAAAGAUUUUGGCAUCACUGUUAACAACUUGCUGCAUACCAUUGAUGUGGAGAAGAGUUAUCGCAAGAUCAAAACCGAUAUGGUGGCCAUUUAUUUGAAAAAGGCCCAAGAGGGCCAAAACUGGGACGUUCUGACUGCCAUACAGAAGCGUCUUAAACAGAAACAGGAUAGUGAAAUGUCCAAGAGCGGCGAUAAUCCUGAAUCAGAAUUGGUCAACAUAAUGAAGAAAAUGUACAACGAAGGCGAUUCAAAGACAAAGCAAAUGAUUGCCAAGGCCUGGACUGAAGGUCAGGAGAAGGCUAAAUUUGGCAAGGAAUUUGGCGGUGGUCUUGGCGACUUGGGUGAUCUUUAAAUGGAGCCAUCGUCAGUUAUAUGCAUAUAUAUAUACAUAUAUAUUAUUAUAUUUAUAUGUGUAUAUAUGUGCAUGUGAAUAUAUAUAGUAGAUUAUAAAGUUUGUACUAGAUUCUAGGCUCAAAAGUGCAAAACUUAUGCGCUGUAAUAAAGUCUUUAAAAGAAUGUAAA